UCUCAUUAUUGGUUUGCAUAGCUUGAUACCCAGUUACAAUAUUAGAAAUGGCCAGCACCCCUCAUGGCGGAAUUUUGAAGGACCUUGUUUCACGGGAUGAGCCGAUAUCAGGGCAGCUCAAGGAUGAGGCUGCGAAGCUCAAGGACAUUGUGCUCACAGAGCGUCAACUCUGUGAUCUCGAACUAAUCAUAAAUGGCGGCUUCAGUCCAUUAGAAGGCUUCAUGAACGAAGCUGAUUAUACAAGCGUCGUCGAUACAUUACGACUAUCUGACGGCACACUAUUUGCAAUGCCUAUCACUCUUGACGUGUCUUCUGCUGAUAUCGAGCGUCUCAGCAUAGUGCCUGGCGCUCGUAUUACUCUCCGAGAUCCUCGUGAUGACGAAGCACUUGCAAUUAUCACCGUUGAUGACGUUUACACCUAUGACCGCGUCAAGGAGUCUAUUCUUGUUUUUGGUGCCGAUGAUCCAGCACACCCUUCCGUCGCGUACCUCCGCAACCGCGUCAAACCUUUCUAUGUAGGAGGGAAGGUACAAGCCAUACAGGCGCCCUCACACUUUGAUUAUGUUGCUCUGCGAUACACCCCUACUGAACUCCGUGCCCACUUUAAAAAACUUGCAUGGCGCAGAGUUGUCGCUUUCCAGACCCGAAACCCGAUGCACCGUGCUCACCGUGAGCUCACUGUCCGUGCUGCUCGCCAACAUCAGGCGAACGUCCUAAUCCACCCUGUCGUCGGUCUUACAAAGCCAGGAGAUGUCGAUCACUAUACUCGUGUCCGCGUAUAUGAAGCCAUCAUGGCCAAGUAUCCGAAUGGAAUGGGUCACCUUGCGCUCCUCCCUCUCGCAAUGCGCAUGGCAGGUCCUCGUGAGGCAGUAUGGCAUGCAAUUAUCCGAAAGAACUUUGGUGCAACGCAUUUCAUUGUCGGUCGUGACCAUGCUGGACCAGGCAAGAACUCACAGGGUAAAGAUUUCUACGGCCCAUAUGACGCACAGGAACUUGUUGAGAAGUACAAAGAUGAAAUUGAAAUAGAGAUGGUUCCAUUCCAACAGAUGACAUACCUCCCCUCUACCGAUGAGUAUCAGCCGGUGGACGAAAUACCUGCUGGAGCGCAGACUCUGGAUAUCUCUGGCACGGAGCUGCGGAGGCGACUAAAGUCAGGGGCGCAUAUCCCUGACUGGUUCAGUUACGAGGCUGUGGUGACGAGGUUGCGAGAAAGUUACCCACCAAGGAACAAGCAGGGCUUUGUUCUCUGCCUCACUGGCUUCUACAACUCUGGAAAGAACAUCAUUGCAAAGGCCCUCCAAGUCGCACUCAACGAACAGGGCGGUCGCAGCGUAUCCCUUCUCCUUGGCGAGACCAUACGAGAUGAUGACGUCAAGUUAGGUUUCACACCGGACGAGCGUCACGAGAACCUGCAACGCAUAUCCUUUGUAGCAGGCGAACUGGCCCGCGCGGGGGCCGCUGUCAUUGCUUCACCUAUAGCCCCUGAAGAACGGUCACGAGCGUUAGUGAAGGAUACUAUUCUCCAAAAUGGCGGCGCAGGAGGGAACUUUUUCCUGAUUCAUGUUGCGACACCUCUCGAACAUUGCGAGAGCACUGACCGCAAGGGCAUUUAUGCUCAAGCGCGUCGCGGAGAGAUAAGGGGUUUCGUUGGUGUUGACACCGAGUAUGAGGCACCCAAGAAAGCAGAUCUGGUUGUGGACGUGACCACACAGAGUAUACCUUCCAUCGUGCACAGUAUCGUUCUCUUACUUGAGACAACUUCACUGAUAUGAGUGCUCACAAUACCAUGACGACUAGAGUAUAGCAUCGCAUUACAAGAUCAUUAUUUUCGGGUAUAGAUUGGUGCUACAAAAGCCAACUUGUAAAUUAUGUCUAGCAUUGUAUUGGAACAUACAUGAGUCGUAUUCGUCUCAAUCAAACAUGCUCUUUUCACGGCGUA
Molecule: messenger RNA, 1939 nt
Organism: Suillus discolor
Lineage: Eukaryota; Fungi; Basidiomycota; Agaricomycetes; Boletales; Suillaceae
Exons: 7
Coding region: 48-1772 (574 amino acids)
Biological process (GO): sulfur amino acid metabolic process
Cellular component (GO): cytoplasm
Molecular function (GO): sulfate adenylyltransferase (ATP) activity; adenylylsulfate kinase activity; ATP binding
Source: RefSeq, a predicted model, not a curated record